UAGGGCAAACCUGACCCCCCAAAAAACUCUUUGUACCACACAGUCACGCACCGAAGAAGCAUAUUUGAGCUCCGAUUUCACCACCGCCACCAUGACCGGCGCGGCGCCGUACGACUCCGAUCAACCACACGGCGACUCCGCCUCCAGCUAUGACCCGAACUACGUGCCGGACUCCGUGAAGUCAUUUGUGGUGCACAUGUACCGCCAUAUACGGGAGAAGAACGUCUACGAGAUCCACCAAAUGUACGAGACAUCGUUCCAGAGCAUUAGCGAUAGGUUCUUCAAGGACGCCCCAUGGCCUUCCGUCGACGCCGUCGCCACCUACGUCGACAACGACCACGUCUUCUGCCUGCUCUAUCGCGAGAUGUGGUUCCGCCACCUCUACGCGCGCCUCUCGCCCACGCUUAAGCAGCGGAUUGAUUCGUGGGAUAAUUAUUGCAAUCUCUUCCAGGUUGUAUUGCAUGGAGUGGUGAAUAUGCAACUGCCAAAUCAGUGGUUGUGGGACAUGGUUGAUGAAUUUGUGUACCAGUUCCAGUCAUUCUGUCAGUAUCGUGCUAAGAUGAAGAACAAAACUGAGCAGGAGAUUGCACUUUUGCGCCAGUAUGAUCAGGCGUGGAAUGUGUAUGGUGUCCUCAAUUAUUUACAAGCACUUGUGGAGAAGUCUUCGAUCAUUCAGAUUCUGGAACAGGAGAAGGAAGGUCUUGAGCAGUUUACUGCUACAGAUGGAUAUGAUUAUAGUGGUGGAAGUAAUGUGUUGAAGGUCUUGGGGUACUUCAGCAUGGUAGGCCUGCUUAGAGUUCACUGUUUAUUGGGUGAUUAUCACACUGGGCUGAAGUGCAUACUACCUAUUGACAUAAGUCAACAAGGUGUCUAUACCAGUGUCAUUGGGAGCCACAUAACCACAAUAUAUCACUAUGGAUUUGCAAAUCUCAUGCUUCGGAGGUACACGGAGGCAAUUCGAGAAUUCAAUAAAAUACUUAUUUACAUAUUCAAGACUAAGCAGUAUCACCAGAAGUCCCCUCAAUAUGAACAGAUACUGAAAAAGAAUGAGCAAAUGUAUGCUUUGCUUGCAGUCACUCUUUCCCUCUGUCCUCAAUUGAAGCUUGUUGAGGAGACUGUCAACUCUCAGCUGCGGGAGAAGUAUGGUGAAAAAAUGUUGAGAAUGCAGAGAUAUGAUGAUGAGGCGUUUGCUCUAUAUGACGAGCUCUUCUCUUAUGCGUGCCCAAAGUUCAUCACUCCAUCUGCCUCAAGUUAUGAGGAGCCACUUGUAAAUUACAACCAGGAUGCCUAUAGACUACAGUUGAAGUUGUUUCUCUAUGAAGUAAAGCAGCAGCAACUAUUAUCAGGCAUUCGGACCUUUUUAAAUGUAUACUCUACAAUCUCCAUUGCAAAGCUGGCCUCAUAUAUGGAAGUUGAUGAGGAUACUUUGAGGACAAUUUUGAUGACAUACAAACACAAGAUGCAUUCGGUUGAUUCAGAUGGAAAAAUAAUCUCCAACAUGGAUACCAAUUUCUACAUUGAUGAUGACAUGGUCCAUGUUGUUGAAUCCAAAGCACCAAAGAAAUACGGUGAUUACUUUAUGCGCCAAAUUGUCAAGCUUGAAGGGAUAACGUCUGAUAUCGACAGAGUAAAGCUGGAGUAAGAAAUAAAGUCUUGCUCUAUGAUUUUGCCCUUUUCUCGGUUUCUGGAAGGUUUCCUGGGCAAAAACUCAAAAUAUUCAGAGUAAGAGAGGAACAAGGUCGUUUUGUUGCAUCAUUUUUUAUCUUCCGAGAUUGUGUUGCAUGUUAAAUAUGAUUCAAUACUCGUGUCGAUUGUCGAAUAUUAGAUCUCGAAUUUAUCGCUUUAGGAUUGUUAAGAAGAGUACGUUUAUUCUGACAUUUUCUUUCGUUUUAGGAAGAGUUUCCUGUUUAAAGAUCAGAUCUUUUUUAUUUUAAUAAAUAACUUGAAUCUUAA
Molecule: messenger RNA, 1953 nt
Organism: Salvia splendens (bonfire salvia)
Lineage: Eukaryota; Viridiplantae; Streptophyta; Magnoliopsida; Lamiales; Lamiaceae
Product: eukaryotic translation initiation factor 3 subunit L
Exons: 8
Coding region: 92-1642 (516 amino acids)
Biological process (GO): translational initiation
Cellular component (GO): eukaryotic translation initiation factor 3 complex; cytoplasm
Molecular function (GO): translation initiation factor activity
Source: RefSeq, a predicted model, not a curated record